Messenger RNA from Lepisosteus oculatus (spotted gar), 4024 nucleotides. NCBI's taxonomy places the organism in Eukaryota, Metazoa, Chordata, Actinopteri, Semionotiformes, Lepisosteidae. The record is from RefSeq and is a predicted model, not a curated record.
AUGGCUAACUGUGCAAUGUCCCCGCAGAACCUUAUCAACAGGAUGUGGCUGGGCGUGCCCUCUCAGGACAAAAUGGAGAUCCGGAGCUGCCUGCCCAAGCUGCUGCUGUCAGAGCACAAAGCCCUACCCUACUUCAUCCGCAACAAGUUGUGCAAGGUCAUCGUGGACAUCGGCAGGCAGGACUGGCCCAUGUUCUAUCACGACUUCUUCACAAACACCCUGCAGCUGAUCCAGUCGCCCGCGAUGGCCCCCCUUGGUCUGAUCCUGCUGAAGACGACGUCGGAAGAGCUGGCCUGCCCGCGGGAGGACCUGAGUGUGGCGCGCAAGGAGGAGCUGCGCAAACUGCUGCUGGAGCAGGUGCCCACCGUGCUGAGCCUGCUCACCGGUAUUCUGGAAACAAUCUGGGAUAAACACAGUGUUACUGCUGCCACCCCACCUCCCUCACCCACGUCAGGCGAAAGCGGGGACCUGCUGAGCAGUCUGCUGCAGGGCCCGUACUACUCCAAGCUGCUGUCCCAGCCCAUCCCGGCGCUGGAUGAGGAGAGCCAUCAGCUCUGCACCCUGGCCCUGGAGUGCCUGGCUCACCUCUUCAGCUGGAUCCCGCUCUCCACCAGCAUCACGCCUUCCCUCCUGGCCGCCAUCUUCCACUUCGCCCGCUUCGGCUGCGACUCGCGAGGGAGCGGCAAGGGCAAGCUGGGCCACUCCACCCCCGUCCCCACCUCGGGCUCCGGCCCCCUGAACGGCAGCACGCAGGUCCCGGCGGGGGGGGCGGACGGGGCCCGGCUGGGCGUGCUGGCCAUGACGUGCGUCAACGAGCUCAUGUCCAAGAACUGCGUGCCCCUGGACUUCGAGGAGUACCUCCUGCGCAUGUUCCAGCAGACCUUCUUCCUGCUGCAGAAGCUGACGCGGGAGAACAACGCCCACUCCAUCAAGAGCCGGCUGGAGGAGCUCGAUGAGAGCUACAUUGAGAAGUUCACGGACUUCCUGCGCCUGUUUGUCAGCGUUCACCUGAGACGGAUUGAGUCCAAUGCUCAGUUCCCUGUUGUGGAGUUUCUAGAGCUUCUCUUCAAGUACACUUUCCACCAGCCCACACAUGAAGGCUACUUCUCCUGCCUUGAUAUCUGGACCAUCUUCUUGGACUAUCUGACCACAAAGAUCAAGAGCCGGUUAGCUGAUCGCGAUAGUGUUUUGAACAGGUACAAGGACGCCCUGGUGCUGCUGUUGCAGGAAGUGCUGAACCGAAUCCAGUUCCGCUAUAACCAGGCCCAGCUGGAAGAGCUGGAUGACGAGACUCUGGAUGAUGAUCAACAGACAGAGUGGCAGCGCUACCUGAGGCAGAGUCUGGAGGUGGUGGCAAAAGUGAUGGAGCUCCUGCCCUCCCAUGCCUUCUCCACACUGUUCCCAGUGUUGCAGGAAAAUCUGGACGUUUACCUGGGCCUGCAGCAGUUCAUCGUCACUACUGGGACAACUCGGAGGCUGAAUAUCACAGCGGAGAAUGACUGCCGGCGGCUCCACUGUGCUCUGAGGGACCUCAGCUCCCUGCUGCAGGCUGUGGGGCGGCUGGCCGAGUACUUCAUCGGGGAUGUCUUUGCUGCCCGCUUCAACGACGCGCUCACUGUGGUGGAGAGGCUGGCGGACGUGACCUGUUACGGCUCCCAAAUCAACCUCUACGACCUGGAGACGGCAGUCCCGUCGGUGCUGAAGCCGGACCUCAUCGACGUGCACGCGCAAUCCCUGGCGGCCCUGCAGGCCUACUCUCACUGGCUGGCUCAGUUCUACAGCGAGGUGCAGCGGCAGAACCAGGCCCGCUUCGUCACGCUCAUCACCUCCGCCAUGGACGCCACGGCUCCCCUUAUCAGCGCCAAGGUACCGGAGAAGCUGCUGCUGUCGGCCUGCCACUUGAUGGUGUCGAUAGCCACCACGGUGCGGCCUGUGUUCCUGGUGACCGUGCCGGCCGUGCAGAAGGUCUUCAAUCUGGUCACGGACAGCUCUGCGCGAGGGCUCCCCCCGGAGGCUCAGGUGUUGGUGUGCAGAGCCCUCUCCAACAUGCUGCUGUUGCCCUGGCCCAACCUCCCCGAGAGCGAGCAGCAGUGGCACACACGGUCCACCAACCAUGCCAACCUCCUGGCCGCCCUCACCCGCCACUACCGCCAGCUGAGGGGCACCGCCAACCUGCAGCAGAGGCGUCUGGGCCUGGAGGACUUGAAAGCGGUCCUGCAACAAACACUGCGAGUCCUGAGGGACGUAGUGGACAGCAUCUCGGGGGAGUCCACCAAGUCCCGGCAGGUCUGCUACCAGUCGCUACAGGAGUCCGUGCAGGUUUCCCUCGCGCUCUUCCCCGUCUUCAUCCACCAGCCAGAUGUCACAGACGAGAUGCUGAGUUUCUUCCUCACUCUGUUCCAAGGCUUGAGGGUACAAAUGGGAGUUCCCUUCACGGAACAAAUCAUCCAGACCUUCUUAAACAUGUUUACCAGGGAGCAGCUGGCGGAGAGUAUCCUCCAGGAGGGCAGUGCCGGCUGCAGGGUGGUGGAGAAGUUCCUGAAAAUCCUGCAGGUGGUGGUGCAGGAGCCCGGCCAGGCCUUCAAGCCCUUCCUGCCCAGCAUCAUCUCACUCUGUAUGGAGCAGGUCUACCCCAUCGUGGCCGAGCGUUCCUCUCCAGACGUGAAGGCAGAGCUGUUCGAGCUUCUCUACCAGGUGUUGCACCACAACUGGAGGUACUUCUUCAAGUCGUCUGUGCUGGCCAGUGUUCAGAGGGGUGCGUCUGAGGAGCCCAUGGAGAACGAGGCCCAGUUCAUCGCUGUCAUGCAGGCUUUCGGCCAGUCAUUCCUGCAGCCUGACAUUCACAUCUUCAAGCAGAACCUCUUGUACCUGGAAGCCCUCAACAGCAAGCACAAGCUAUAUCACAAGAAGCUGUUCCGCACCUCCAUGCUGUUCCACUUCAUCAACGUGCUGCUCCAGGUGCUGCUGCACAAGAGCCACGACCUGCUGCAGGACGAGAUCGCGCUGGCCGUCUACAACAUGGCCUCCGUCGACUUCGACGGCUUCUACUCCGCCUUCCUCCCCGAGUUCCUCCACAGCUGCCAGGGCGUGGACGCCAACCAGCGCGCCGUGCUGGGCCGCAAUUUCAAGAUGGAGCGGGACCUGCCCUCCUUCACGCAGAGCGUGCACAGACUGGUGAACGACCUGCGCUAUUACAGGCUGUGCAACGGGAGCCUGCCUCCGGGGACAGUGAAGCUAUAGCAACCCGCCCCUGCCCUGCCCUGGCCCGGGCCACCGCCGGGACACUGUCCGGCCGCCAACCUCCCCAGCUGCUCCCACGCUGCCCCUCUCCUGGCCUGCACGGACGGGCGGCCUGCGUUUCGGCACCCAGGGACUGGCUACUUCACAUUGUGGGGUGGGGGUGCACCAGAGAGGGGACAGGGGGGCCAGGCUGGGUCUCUAGCACCUUGAUGUCUACAACUUUCUGUGGAUUUAUCCCGUUUCAGCUUUAGGGCUUUUGGGGGUGGGGGGGGGGAUGGGGGCGUGAUUAAUUAUUGACCUUCAUGAACGUCGAUGCCAACAAUCAAGAGAGGCCAACAGGAAGCCAGUGGAGUCAGGCCUGUGUCAUUCCACUGCUUCGGAGGGAGGGCAGUCUGUUUCAGCACUUUUCUGACUUCUUAGAGGUUGUUUUAAAUUUCUUUUUUUUUUUUUUUAACGUUGCCUUCAGUUUCUUCAUCUCCAAAGGAGACUUGCAGAAGACUCGGUCGAAUCUGCGCUUUGUUUUAAGUUCUGAUCAUUCCAUUCUCAUUCUGAAGAACUGUGCUUAAUUGUGCUCGGUAUACAAACUCAUUUUUGUAAAAUAAAUCCAAAUAGGUUGUCUUUUUAUUUUGUCAUUUUUUUUUAUUUUGCAUUUCAGUCGUCGUUAAUAUUUUUAUUAUGAUUGUCAAUUUGGACUGUGGCUGUUUUAAAUAGAAUGUGUUCCCCUUUUAACCCGCUACGGUUUGUACAGUUCACUUUAUUAAAAGUUGAGGACGUUUUGUUUAAA